This is a messenger RNA of Meloidogyne enterolobii, 1069 nucleotides long. Lineage: Eukaryota; Metazoa; Nematoda; Chromadorea; Rhabditida; Meloidogynidae. The record is from the annotation of a GenBank genome assembly.
GUUUAUUUACUCAUGUUUUGUUGUGUUUAUUUUUAUUUUAUGUUCAGGGUUGUUUUAUGUCGUGUUUGUGUUCAUUUAAUUAUGUUUUUAUUGAAGUUUAUUUAUGUUGUUGAGUUUAUUUUUAUGUUUGUUCAGUUUAUUUUUAUGUUCGUUAUACAAUCAAGUUUUUCUCAUGUUUUUCUAAUAUAAUGCUUGUUUAUUUCAUUUUACGCUUGUUUUUAUUUGUUUAUUCCAUUUAAUUUCAAUGUUAUUUUCACAUGUUUAUUUUAAUAUUUCAUCCGAACAUAUUUACCAGGCCUUCUUGUUUAUAUGGGAUGGUUGUGCUUUAGUAUUACUACCUUUACUCUGGCUCAUACUUUUAUGCUUUUUUUGUUCUCUACUCGUUCAAAGCAUUUUCCUCCUCCAAUCCUUGUUGUCCUUAGCAGCCGGAUUUUCUUCUCUCCUUUUGUUCUCCCUAACUUUCCUGCUUGUUUGUUGGUUAGGUACAGCUCGCCGCAUGGCUGCUGGUCUAAAAUGGUUUCAAAUUUGUCGGACUGGGGACCAAUCAUUCAAUGGUGCCCUUAACUAUUUUUUAAACAAAUUAUUUCCUCUUCAAGAAAAACAAUUUUUUGAUUAUGAUGCUUAUACAUGUGCUCGUCUGCACGAAAAAUUAGCAGACUUGAGGCCCUGUUUUGGAAGACGUUUUGGCCAUUUAGUGUGUGGACAGAAUUUUAGAAUGCUCUCCUUCGGCCUUUUCUGUAUUUUAUGUAUUGGAGCUAUUAUUGGAGGAAUAACAACAAAUAAAAAUAAUAAUUCAAUCGUUAAACUUGAAGCUUCACACUUUUUAUUACCCAAAAGUCAAAGCCAAUUAUUCAUAGAAAAUUUCCAUUUAUCCUUUCCUAAAUAUGAGGAUUUUAUUGAAAUCAAUUUUGACGGUCCUAUGGACUAUGAAGAAAGAAAAGAACACAUUUUUGCUCUCCUAAAUUGGCCAAUAGAAAUUGGGUUGGCAAAUAAGGCAGUCAGUUGGUUAAUUGAAUUUGAAAAGUUCAAGAAAACUGUUGCCUAUAGGAUCGAUGAGGUAAAUAAAUAA